GUGACAACUUCUGAUUUUGACACGUAUUUCAAUAAAAACCACAAUAAUGGAAUCAAGCGAUAAACUAACUUGUCUACAUCUCUUAAAAGAAAAAGAUCCUUCCAGAAUAUUACGAAAAUGUUUGGCGAUAAUCGAGCACCAGCUGACCCAAAACAAUUGGAGCAGACAAUUAAAAACCAUUCAACAGUUUCUAUUUUUGUGCCAAAAUGGACUGCUGGUCAAGGAUCUCCCUGAAAUAGUGUAUUUCACUGAACUACUUCUAAGAAUUUGCGUCGAUAAGAAAGAAGAAUUUGUCCCAGUUAUUGAUGAGCUAAUAAAAAUUUUGCAGAUUCCACCUGUUUUAACUAAAACCAAAGAGGUGCUGACAUUUAGCGAAGAAAUUAAAGAAUAUUUUGACUGGCUAGGCUUACUAAUAGUGGAUCUUUGCAAAAAUUACAAACUAAAAAUAAUUAAAGUGGUUUACUCAUUACUCACCACCACGUGUUCACAAAGAAAACAUCUUUCACUUGACACCAGAUUGGAUAAAGCUCAUCUAAGCAACCUUCCAGACCUUCUAGGGGAAUAUAUACAACAAGUGGAUGAUGAGGAGGUUUAUCAUGAAUUGUUAAAGAUUAUCCAAAUACUUAUCAAUGGACCGAAAGGAACUUGUGCAAGACUAUUAAAAAAAAGUGUAGUGUGCACCUUAAUAGUAAGGCUAGAACCAAAAUGGCGGGAAAGAUUCCCUUUGAUAAAACCAGGCCUACCACUCGGAUCAGAAGAAAUUACGCACACCGAACGGAUAUUCCAAAUUUUGACCAAAUUGUUGGAAUAUGCUAAUAACAAGAACAUGAGCGCACCAUCUAAAUUUACUCUAUGGAGUCUACAAUGGGCUUUUCGACUCUUCACCAUUAAAGAGUCAACCAAAGUGGAACGAAAUAACGUCCUGGCAGUUCUACUAUUACUGAUGGACAUUUAUCCAGACGUCCUGGUGGGGAACUUAACAUUUGCUUAUGAUAUCGCCAUGUUAGCAAUGAACCGUGACAUCUGGUUCCACACUAAUUGGACCAGUGACAUUGUAUUAAAUACUAGCCAGGAAGACCAUAGUUGCAUGGCUUUACUCUUGAUGUGUAUUUCUUAUUUUCCUAAUUGCUUAUCUGGACCAAAAGUAAUUGAAGAAUGCAGGGUAGUCAUAGGUCUGAUUAAGCUUAUAUCAAAUCAGCAAACAAUCAGGUGGCAACAAUUGCAGGCCUGUUAUCUGAUCAGAUUGUCUCUUAAUAUUUUACAUAAAAUCGUGCCGCCCUGCCCAGAGGAGUUUGUUGAAAAUGGAGGUCCUCUAGUUAUUUUAGAACUGAUUAAUCGUUCAAAGGGGCGCUUGGAAGUUUACUGUUUUGACGUGGUGUUUCGCAGUGUUGAACUAUUGUCCCAUUUGGCUUAUAAUAUUAAAAGUGUGCGGGAGUGUAUAGCCUACAAUAAUGGUUUCAGCAUCAUUUUAAACCUUUGCCAAGAACAAAUAAGUGUCAAGCUGAUCAUGAGAAAAACCCAAUUGCUCCUAAGUGUCGGCAUAUGCCUGCUAGAACAGAUAUGUUCUGAAAUCGACGAAGUGCUAAGAAUCCUUCCUCUGCUUAUAAGCUACAUGAAGCGAUACGUAAAUCCCGUACAAAAAGAACAUGUGCAAAUUCCAAACCUAAUCAUAAUCUGUCUCAGUUUUAUAUGGAAUAAAGUAAUAUCCUGCGAGGCUGCGGGCAAAGAGUUUGUGAAGAUGGGUGGGGUGUAUUUGAUGUUGGAUAUCGUUCAGGUGGGUUGCAUGCCAGUGAAAAUGGUGGCAUUGGGAGCGUUAAUUGACUUAUGCGAAACUGUCCAGUGCAUUCCCUAUCUGAUCACCUGGAGGAAGAACAAUCAGGGAAUUAAGGCGAUGCUUCUCAAUGUGUUUAGGCAAGAAAAUAAUGAUAUGUUGGUAAAACAUGAUGAAAAUAGCAUAAUAAUCGACCCCACAUUGCCUAUUAUGGGAGUAGUUCAAUUCUUCGAAACCUAUUGUCUCUGCAAAAAAUAUGUUGGAAAUGCAGCAAUUGCUGACAUGUUCAUCAGUUGCAGGCCGAAAAUUUACUGCUUGCUGCAGAUUCUAGAUUAUAAACAAAAUGACACUGUUGAAAUUGCCAAUGACUGUUAUAAGCUGUAUUCUGAAGAACUUACUGUAAAAGAUCAGAUCGCCUACAUUCUAGCUGAAAACUAUUUGGCUUUAAAACUAUGUGAACAAUGGAAAGAGAUAAGAGAAGAAUUUCGACGUUUAGACCUAGAACCCAUACCAACAGAUGAAUACAUUCUUAAUUUGAUGGCCGAUAUUUCAGACAAAUGGGGCAAAGAUUUACAAAAGAUGCAAAGGGCGAUUUUGACCAAAUACCAGAUGAAGCAACAUAAAAAGGAACAAUUUCUUUAUGAAAGAUUAAGACACUCAAAUUUAUUUGAUGCCUGGGAGUCGCUUAAUCAAAUGAAAUUCAUCGCGCGUUGCUCUGAACGGCUGUUCAGAGUAACAUCAAAUUUUAACCUGCAAACUCAAGUGCAUCAAAGUUUGAAGCAUGAUAAUAUAAACGGAGAAAUCCAUAGGACUUUUCCCUCAAACUUAUCCAUAGCGUGCGUUCAUAAUCAGAUAAUCCAGAUUCCUCCCGAAACAUAUGAGGACUCCCUCUCAGUACAAAAGCCAAUUAUUGUAUCGCCAUUUUCGUCAGGCAAUUCUUCUCCAAGGCUUCCAACCGAUGAACUCAGAGGGGAAUAUUUGGAAGAAGAUGAAAAAAGAAUUGAAAAAGAGCCUGGUUUAAGUGUUUAUAAAUCUUCAUCGCUUAUUGGAGCUGGACCUAGUAUGACUAUUUUAAAAGAAUUCUUGUUUUAGAUUUUUCAAAUAUACCUAUAUAUAUUUUUUAAA
This is a messenger RNA of Anthonomus grandis grandis, 2896 nucleotides long. RefSeq lists its product as uncharacterized. Bases 47 to 2863 code for a protein of 938 amino acids. The transcript is spliced from 13 exons. NCBI's taxonomy places the organism in Eukaryota, Metazoa, Arthropoda, Insecta, Coleoptera, Curculionidae. Gene Ontology annotation, cellular component: sperm midpiece; non-motile cilium. The record is from RefSeq and is a predicted model, not a curated record. Gene Ontology annotation, biological process: positive regulation of flagellated sperm motility.